Messenger RNA from Metarhizium album ARSEF 1941, 1647 nucleotides. Its product is annotated as Heat-labile enterotoxin IIA, A chain. Gene Ontology annotation, molecular function: toxin activity. The coding region runs from base 1 to 1647 and encodes 548 amino acids. Lineage: Eukaryota; Fungi; Ascomycota; Sordariomycetes; Hypocreales; Clavicipitaceae. The transcript has a single exon. The record is from RefSeq and is a predicted model, not a curated record.
AUGGACAUGAGUCUCCGGGCCGCAAUCACCCUCCUGCUGUUCUUUCAACCUUGCCAGAGCCAGCCGGAGCCCGGGUGCGGCGUCGAAGCGGCACUGAACCGUUGUCAAGUCCCCCUCCGCGAGCCCGGUCUCCUGCAGUCCACGUACCGCGGCGAGACGGGCAGGACCCCGGAAGACGUCCAGAAGGCGGGGGGCUUUUACUCGCGAGGCCUGCAGAGGCAGCUGGCGGGCGCCGAGCUCACCGACCAGGAGUUGCGGGAUGGAAGCAGCCUGUUCAAGCAUGCCGAAGGCUACACGGCCCAGUAUACGCGCUACGUCUCGACGAGCGCCGACCCUGCGGCUGCGCUCAGGUUCGCCGUCGCCAUGGGAGAAGAGGCCGAUCAGAGGGGUUUCCUGUACAAGAUCCAUGCUGAUGGCAGGAUGAUCGACGUGGACGGCUCUCUUCGCAGGCACUCGCCUUACCUCGCGCUUAGGCAGAGGGAGCAUGCGGCCAUUGGCUUUAUCCCCUUUGCGCAGAUUGAAGGUUGGUGGGAGAUUACUGUCAACUUGGAUGAGAAGGGCUUUGACGGCAGGAGGUUUCUCUACAAAACGGGAAAGAAGCUACGACAGGGGAGGUUGAAGGAUUUCCACAAGAACCUCGAGUUUGAUGAGAAGACGUUCGCCAGGCUGCAAGGCCACGGGGCGGCGCCAGAGCUCGCCGGGUUCCCCCAGGGCCACCGGGCAUGGAAAGAGACGACGUGGAAGGAGUUUGAGAAACAGCCGGUGGAGAUCAAGUUGGACGAGCUGAUCAGCGCGAUAUGUGCUCCUAAAGACAAGUUGACCAAGAGAAACAGAACGAGCUGUUUGUGGCCGCUGGCCGACGCCAAGGCUGGCAAGCCGAACAUUCCCAAGGCUCCCGAUGUCCAUCGUGUUCCUCAUGUCCCUCAUGGCAGCCGAAAGGGGGGGUUGGCCCAGAAUAGAGGCAAAGGCCCACUGAGGAAGUUGAACAAAAUCAGCAUAACCAAGAUGGGGGCGGGGAGCACGGCUGCUUUUCACAUACUAGCCCCGUAUGCGAGAGACGUGCUCGAGGCCGUCAAGAAGUGGGAUCACCCAGUUGGACGGGCCGUGGGAUGGUUCGAUGACACCAUAACAUCCUUCCAGGAGAGCCUUUUUGGAAAGCGUGUGCCCGAAAUCGAUGGGAAUGAGACCAAGUUGAGACUACUGUGUUGGCUAAGAGGGGAGCAGAAUGACGAAGAGCGUGGUGUAGGAAAGGCAUGCAAACGGCUAAGAGCGACGGACAAGAAUGAACAGCAGCAAGAUGACUGGGUCCUGGGACUCAACCAGCUCUCGGCGCUUUGCUACGCGGUUGAGACGGACCCCCCGGAGGAGGAGUCGAUUCGGCUCCAGCUGGAAACGAGCUGCGCCGCGCUCCAGGUGGAACUAGAGAGGGAGGAAAAGUCUGGAUCAAAUACAGGGAAGACGUACGAAGCCAUGCACAAAUAUGUCGACCAGUUGCUGCUCGAAGUCGGGUGGAGAUUUGAACUGCGUCAAGUGGCCGAACCAGAACCAGAACCAGCCCGGGGGGGGAGAAUCCGGGGCGAGGCAACCAGCCAUGGUACGACUAUAAAAAACGACUCCAGUAACUUGCAAGAACAAGCCGCGGCGUGA